GCGUUCUCGGGCGGCCAUCGUGGUGAGGUCGCUGCCGUGCCCGCCGCUGUGCUGCUCCGGCGGCCGCUGCUCAGAGCUGAGUGUCGGGCUGACGGGCUGUUCAUGGCAGGAGAGGACCGGUGACCGCGCCGUGUUUCAGCCAGCCGAGCUAAACGCGCAUUGGCAGCCAGUAAACCGGCUGUCCUUCUUUUUCGUGUGUGAAGAGGCUGCUGGCCGCCAGGCUGUCCGCUCUGGAGGAGGACGGGGAGAAUAGCAUGGCCAUGACGGGAGGCAUGGCAGCGCCGCUCCCGAUGAGCAACCACACGAGAGAGAGAGUGACCGUGGCCAAACUGACCCUGGAGAACUUCUACAGCACCCUCCUCACGCAGCACGAGGAGAGGGAGACGAGACAGAAGAAACUGGAGAAGGUGAUGGAUGAGGAAGGCUUACCUGAUGAGGAGAAAAUCAUGCGGCGCUCCCAGCACGCUCGCAAGGAGACGGAGUUCCUGAGGCUGAAGCGAACUCGACUGGGGCUUGACGACUUUGAGUCGCUCAAAGUCAUCGGAAGGGGCGCCUUCGGAGAGGUGCGUCUGGUGCAGAAAAAGGACACGGGUCACAUCUAUGCCAUGAAGAUCCUGAGGAAAGCAGACAUGCUAGAGAAGGAACAGGUGGCUCAUAUCAGGGCGGAGAGGGAUAUUCUUGUGGAGGCAGAUGGAGCUUGGGUGGUGAAGAUGUUCUACAGUUUCCAGGACAAAAGGAACCUCUAUCUCAUCAUGGAGUUUCUGCCUGGAGGAGACAUGAUGACUCUGCUGAUGAAGAAGGACACCCUUUCAGAGGAGGCCACUCAGUUUUAUAUAGCAGAGACAGUCCUGGCUAUUGACUCCAUUCACCAGCUGGGCUUCAUACACCGAGACAUCAAACCCGACAACCUGCUGCUCGACUCACGGGGCCACGUCAAGCUGUCCGACUUUGGCCUGUGCACAGGCUUGAAGAAGGCCCACCGCACCGAGUUUUACAGAAACCUCACUCACAACCCCCCAAGUGACUUCUCCUUUCAGAACAUGAACUCGAAAAGGAAAGCCGAAACGUGGAAGAAGAACAGACGACAGCUGGCCUACUCCACUGUCGGCACGCCGGACUACAUCGCCCCUGAGGUCUUCAUGCAGACCGGAUACAAUAAGCUGUGUGACUGGUGGUCUCUGGGGGUCAUUAUGUAUGAAAUGCUGAUAGGCUACCCACCCUUCUGCUCCGAGACGCCGCAGGAAACGUACAGGAAAGUCAUGAACUGGCGAGAAACUCUGAUCUUCCCCCCCGAGGUCCCCAUCUCGGAGAAAGCUAAAGACCUGAUCCUCAGAUACUGCACAGAUGCGGAAAACCGGAUCGGGGCUGUGAGUGUGGAGGAGAUAAAGAGUCACCCUUUCUUUGAGUCAGUCGACUGGGAGCACAUCAGAGAGAGACCUGCUGCUAUCUCCAUCGAGAUCAAAAGCAUUGAUGACACUUCCAAUUUUGACGAUUUCCCCGAGUCUGACAUUUUACAGCCAGUGACAAACGUAACAGAGCCGGACUUCAAGUCUAAAGACUGGGUUUUCCUCAACUACACCUACAAGCGCUUUGAAGGACUGACACAGCGUGGAACCAUCCCCACCUAUACGAAGGCCGGCAAAGCCUAAACGGCCAGCGGAGGCGGGACGGAGAGGGACGAUUCGAAACGUCAGCGCUUGCCUCAGCUACACUCUCUGUUGCCAUAAGGUGCCGUCACCUCGACUUCAGAGACGUUUGCACUGCAGUUUUGCACCUGGAGGAGUCCAGACAGGUACACCUGUCAUCCUUAGUAAAAAUAAAUAAAACAAGCAGUAUAGCUACCCCACCCCCCAACCCCCCCCCCCCCCCAGCUUACACUGGUCCUACAUGCUCAGGUAAGAGGAGGCUCAUGUGUGACACCUUCUUUCAUCGUCCAAACACUGUACUGUAGACUCAACAAGAUAUGACUGAAUAAACAGGGUCAGGAACCGCAAAGCGGGACUUGCUUCAAGGGGAACUCCACCAGUUUUUCCAAAUUUCUGCUUAAUAGAACGUUUAAGAUGUAAACAGUCAUUCGGAGUGGGUUGGAGUGAACUGCUUCAUUCUAGAGUCAGAACCGUUCACAGUGGUGGUGAUGGGAACCAGACGUCCCUCUAAAAGCUCCUCACAGAAAGUUCCUACAUGAGCUGGUUCUGAAUCCACUGCCUGAUGACUGAGACGCUGUUUUGUGAAAGGGUUUUGGCUCAAGACACCAAAGAGAACCAUUUUUUCAGAUUUUGCACAUUAACCUUAAUAUAUAUAUAUAUAUUAAUUUAUUCCCACCUUGUUUAUUUUUGGCUAAGACAAAACCAUGAAUUUUUCUUUACUAUGGAAUUUGUGAUGCAAAUGGACUUGUCAACUUGUUUACCUCUAAUUAGUGAUUACACUGACUCUAGAACAUGGAACACAUUGGAGUAUUAGGGACUUAAACACUCUUAAAAGCUCUAAUGCAGCGAUCUCCAGAAGUCUGUUCACACUGUAGAACCUAUAGGACAAAAUGUUACCAAUUAGACACUAAAAAGAUGUAAAUUCAGGUGAUAUAUACAUACUCUGCAUUUUGCGUAACGAGGUCUCGAAGCGUUUGUUGUGCCAUAAGUAUGCAGCUCUUUACAAUAUUGAAGCUGCGCUAUGUAAGAUUUGGAGCCCUCUCUGGUGGAAACGUGUAAUUGCACACAGUGCAGAAGCACAUUGUGUAGCGUGAGUUGUGCUGCGGCCUCCUUCACUAAGUGGAUGAAUCUGACGGGGAUGAAAGAACUCCGUCUAAACCUGGUGAAGGAGCGUCUCUGAGGAUGUGAGUGGAUUAACUACUACUGUCGUCACAUCUUCAUCGGUAUAAAGUGGAUUCAGAGAUCAUUUGAGGCUGAAACAUCAAGCUGGGCCUUCUUUUUGAGUGGCCUCUGACUUUUAAGUGAUCGUUUCAUGCUUUACAGGGCGUACACACCAUAUUUAGCUUGUUUAUAAUCUCCUUACUCUGUAAUGACACUACUUACAGAUUUAACAACAAAUGGCUGACAGUGGCUUUUGAGACAACCAGCCGCUAUAUUGAUGAGGUGGAACUGAGACUGGACCUAAAUAAAUGUGUCGAUUUUACAUCCUGCAUCGACAUUUACACUGAUCAGCUCCACUGACCGUAUAGCCACCACCACGGACUACAGUCUGUAACUGUAGAACUACAGAGUGCAGCUAUACGGUCAGUGGAGCUGAUAAAGUGGACAGUGAGUGUAGAAACACAGAGGUGGUCAGAAUGAUACGCCUGACCGGUGUAUUUGAAUAUUUAAAAUGUGUAUUUUCACAUAACAGACAUUCAGGCAAUAAUGAAUAAAGCCUAUAGUGAAUAAAUAAUGUUCUAAUUUGAACAAUAAGACCUUUUAUUAACCCUCAAUACGUGAUUCAUGAAAUAGUGUCACCGAUGUCUGUAUCUGUGUUGUAGUCAUGGCGACGCCUGGUUCCUAUCACCACCACUGUAAAGACGUCUGAACCCGAGUUAUGCAGUAAGCUUUAAAGAUGGGUGGAAUUCCCCUUUAGGCUCUUACCUCACCUCCGCCUUAUGUGCACGUUAAAUUCAAGAUCUUUUUUUUUUUUUUAAACUUGUUUGGUAAAAGGUCAGAAAAACACUGGAUCCCUGCCCUGCAAUCAGAUUAAAGAUGUAGCAUAAAUAAGCACUAUAGUAAAGCAGCGUUUCCGCUGAGCGGCUCGUGACGAGUUCCGCUCAUCAUAUUUAUUGUACAGCAAGUGAACAACACUGUAACGUUUUCCCUGAAUACCUUAGAUAACCUGGUAACGCAUUACUCUGUAUUGCCAUCACUGACGCGCGCGUAUCUGCAUGCAGGUGUUUUGCUGUUAGUGAAAAAGCUUGAUUUAUUCAGCCAUAAACGCAGUCUUUGAUUCUGAUUUCGAUGUCGGGCGUGUCCCAAUAAACACGUUUUAGCCAUGCGAUGUUUAUUUUUAUUUAGUUUUUUAUGUUUUUUGUCUGUCUUGUACCUGAAAACAUGAGAUGUGCAUAUUUUUUUGCCUCCUUCUAAGAAUCUUGUGUUAUUAUAUUCGUGAUUGUCCGCACUGAGGCGAGGUUCUGUCGUUGAAAGGUUCCGACGCAUGUUCCAGCCUCUGCUCUGCUCCUGUAUAUUUAUGAAGAUAUUUAGUGACUAAAUACGUCGUCGUGCAAAACUACUGCCCACUGACCCCUCAGCCUGUACUGGAACAGGGACAAACGGCCUAAUGUACUGCAGCAGAUAUUAGAACUGACGUGUCUUUAAUGUGGUUGUUCAUUGUGCUGGUGGACGUGUUCUUCAUUGUCCUGAUCGCUCUAGAACGUGGUCAUUUACUGUGUAUGGAUUGAUGGCAGUGUGUAAAGGAAAAGAGACGAAUGCUGUUCAGCACAUUAAAGAAAGUCGUAACUACUGGAA
Messenger RNA from Pygocentrus nattereri (red-bellied piranha), 4442 nucleotides. RefSeq names its product serine/threonine kinase 38 like (gene stk38l). Bases 255 to 1649 code for a protein of 464 amino acids. The record is from RefSeq and is a predicted model, not a curated record. The transcript is spliced from 14 exons. NCBI's taxonomy places the organism in Eukaryota, Metazoa, Chordata, Actinopteri, Characiformes, Serrasalmidae. Gene Ontology annotation, molecular function: protein serine/threonine kinase activity; ATP binding. Gene Ontology annotation, biological process: peptidyl-serine phosphorylation; intracellular signal transduction.